Molecule: messenger RNA, 507 nt
Organism: Theileria orientalis strain Shintoku
Lineage: Eukaryota; Apicomplexa; Aconoidasida; Piroplasmida; Theileriidae
Exons: 1
Coding region: 1-507 (168 amino acids)
Source: RefSeq, a predicted model, not a curated record
AUGGAUUUUAAUAUUUUAAAUAAAACUUCAGACUCUGGUCCUCCAAUGGUGGACAACUUUACACUUCUCUACUACGACCAGGAAGACAAAACUGUGGACUACGAACGCAGGGAAACGAGCGAAUUGACUGAGGAGGAGGCCUAUAGGAGGGACCUGAAAAGAAGGCUGGACGACGUCGCGAAGCUGCGAGACGAAAUAAUAAAUAAGAACCAGGCGCGGUACUCCACGGAACAGAAACUUAAAAUACAGCUCAACGACUCGAGGAACCAGACGAAGCACUUCGGAGUGCUCAGCAGCAACCAGUCGGCGCUGAUGCAGGCAAUCGACUCGAACUACAAGCGCCUGAAGCUGCUGUACGAAAAGAUAUACCACCUGCAGCUGGAGUUGCAGAAGAGGUACAUAUCGCUGUCCGAGACCCUGGAGAGGCGCUCAGAGGAGCUGGUGGAAAUGCACAAAAACUCGAGGCUGGCGUCGACGGCGCUGUACGAGUAUAAGAAGAACAAGUAG